Messenger RNA from Ictalurus furcatus (blue catfish), 7813 nucleotides. RefSeq names its product zinc finger and SCAN domain-containing protein 12. The record is from RefSeq and is a predicted model, not a curated record. The transcript has 2 exons. The coding region runs from base 2625 to 4223 and encodes 532 amino acids. NCBI's taxonomy places the organism in Eukaryota, Metazoa, Chordata, Actinopteri, Siluriformes, Ictaluridae.
UGGAAGUACUGGGACACUUGCAAGUACACGUCAUGUAAGGGAAGAGAACGUUGUUGCCGAGUUACGCCCACUAAGUACGUUUAGAUGGACAACAAUACUCCGAUAUUAACCCGAUUAAGACAAUACUCCAAUUGAGAAACUACAGUGUAAACAGCGAUUAUUGAUGACCUUAAUCCGACUAAAGUCAUACUCGAAGUAAACACAAAUUGAAUUAAGACAUGUGGAGUAUUCCUGUUUUAGUCGCAUUAUGGAAGUGUAUUACAGACAUGUACACACCUUAAUCAUGCUAGUAACGUCGUGUGAGAGUUUUCACCGCAUUUAUGUGACAGGACACGAUCACACACGGCAGUGCACAACCGUUUGAUGGCAAACAAGAGAGCACGACUGCAUCCGAAACCGCGUACUUGCCUACUAUAUAGUAGGUAAGUACGCGGUUUCGGACACAGCAUGUAGCUUCAAUCAUUCGUCUAUUUGCACGUACAGCAUGACAAAUAAUUAACUGCACUCGAAGCUUUUGUAAAAUUAAAAAUGAAACACCCAAAACUGUAUACGAUACCAUAACGAAGACGAACUGUAUAUCAAUACGUGAAAUUCUGGAGGGAACGUCGGACGGCGUAGCGCGGUGACGUAAUGACGUGUAACGUUAAUCAAUCUAUGUUCUAUAACAUGUAAAACGGGAACAGGAAAGGAAUAUUCUAAAAGCAACUCAUGUAAACACCUUAAUCACAAUAUUGUCUUAUUCAGAAUAAGGUCAAUAAUUACAUUACUGCUGUCCAUGUAAACAUAGUCAUUGUCACCGUAAACAAACUCCUUGUUGCAUUUCAGCUUUUCUUCAUUUAUUAUCCCUUAGAUCAUUUCAUUUACCAUUCCCUUGAUGUAUUUUUCCACAUUUCAUUUACACCUCUCUAAAAUAAAGCAUCAGGGACAUUACGCUCGUUUCACAUGUUUUCAGGUUGAAUUUGGCGAAGCAAACCGUCACAAAACUCCUCCACCGCCGCGCAAGGAGUUGUGGGCCGUAUUAGCUGGAAAAGUGUCCAUGCAUCCACACUCCGAAAAUCUCCCAGAAAUAGUAGAUCAUACGCAAAACUUUUGGUACUCAUUUCAACAUAUUAUGAUUUGGGACACACUAACUCUAAUCUCGGGUGCUAUUAAGGGAGGAUAGUAGGUGAAUUGGAACGCAGCAGUCAUCUUCAGUUUCGAAGCAUUAUUAGUGCACUUGGUAUGACGGUUCAUUUCAUGGGAAAGUAGCUAAAGCAUUCUCAAAAAGUAGCCAGGUGAUAUCAUAGACUAAUUUGCAUAUUCAUUGAAUCAUUAUUGUCAUUUUUUUACCAAUAUGUGUUUAUAUGAAACAUUUCUUAAGACAAAAUAAUUCAAACCAAGAAAUGCAAAUGAAGCUGUGAUAAUGAGUAAUUGGGACAUAGACACAAGGAAACCAUUAUGGAUGGUAUAACUCGCUUUUACUACAUGUAAAUAUAACCAAUAAGAGAGUUUAAAGGAAGAAAAAAGCAGUGUUGGUGGGACAAACAACGUGGUCAAUGAUUGGUUGUUGGGAACAGUCGGGAUCAAUGAUUGGUCCUUGGAAAUAAUGGUGAUUGGUUGUUGGAAACAUUCGUGAUGAUUAGUAAUUGGUCAUUGGGAGCAAUGAUGAUAGAUGAUUGGUCUUUGGGAACAGCUCUGAUCAGUAAUUGGUCACUGUGAACAUUUCCUAAAUAGUAAUUCACUUUGGAUAAAAGCGUCUGCUAAAUGAAUAAAUGUAUAAAUGUGAACAAUGCUGAUCAGUGAUUGGUCAUUGUGAACAUUGGUGAUGGGUGAUUGGCCAUUGGGAACAGCUGUGAUCAGUAAUUGGUCAAUGGGAACAAUAGUGAUUGGUUAUUGGGAACAGUCAUGAUGAGUAAUUAUAUCUUGGCAACAAUGGGGAACACUGAUUGGUCAUUGGGAAUACUUAGGAUCAGUAAUUGGUCAAUGGGAACAAUGGUGAUAAGUGCUCGGUCACUGGGAACAUAGGCUUGUGCAAGCACAACUCAGUGAGGCUGAGCACGUUAGUGGUCAGUCAGUUGAACCUGCUCUCUCAGCUGUGACUGUUGCUUUCAGCCUCUACAGAUGGACGCUUCAUUGAGUUUUCACUGUGCAGUGUGUAGUCUUUAUAGGGAGUAAGCUGCUUUAUAGUGGUCACACUGUGUGGGUACAGCGCUAUGCACAGACUCACUUCACACGUUCGUGUACUCCUGGGGGCAAUGUAUAGAAGUGAAUCAAACUACACACACUUAUUUAAUCACGCAUUACAGAUAAUUAGAUAAUUGACUGGAAGGUAGUUUGUCAGGAAAGAUACUGAUGAACUUUGAUUUAAACCUCAGACUCUGUUAGUGAUAGCUGUUGGUCAGACUCAACUAGGUGUCAUACAUUAUUGUUAAGAAAUAUAUUGUUAGGGUUUUGUUUUUUUUUAAAAAAAUAUAAAAGAUACAUUAUAAACAAACAAGCUGUUUCUGGUUUGUUUUUGUUUUUUUUUUGGGAAAAUGAAAUAGUUUGUUAAUAAACUGUUCAUGCUGACAAUAUUGAAGCUAAUGUGCUUACUGUUUAAAUAGUAACUAAUCACUCCUAUGUUUUUCUCAGGUCUUGUGAGUUGAAUGCAAAAUCUCCAGCCGGUUUCUGCUGAAGGUGUAGCACAGCAACAAGACGGAAAGAUGUCUGACGCCCUCGUCGUCACCUUCCAAUCCCAGCUCUCUAUCGUCAUGGAGACAAUUCUCAAGUCAGCCAUGAUUGAGAUCACCAGGCUGGUGGAAGACAGCUUCAUAGAGGAAGUGGCACGUGGCAAGCAGGAGGUGGAACUGCUUCUGCGCAGGCUGCAGUUUUCUGAGAGCAAACUGAAGGAGAAGGAGACGAGGGUACGAUGUACAGACUGUGGAAGAGCCACAGCCAGUGGAGAGAGGACUACGGAGAAACCAGCAGAGACACUCACAGGUGAAGAUGCUCUAUGCUUCAGGCUUAGCUUGAGGGAGCAGUCUGAAAAAAGGCCUCAGUUCAGUGAAGUCUGGAGGUCUACAGAGAGUCUGGACUCCUACAGAACUAGAGAAACGCACAGUGAUAAAGAGAAGAACAUAAACGUGCUUGAAAAAAGAGGGAAGCAGGAAUCCACAUCUACUCCAGAAGUGCAACAUCCUCAGUGCAUCAAUGCACCGGUCACAAGGACCCUCGAGGCCUGUAGCAACCCCAAACCCAGAGAAAGUCACUGCAAGACACCUGUCAUGGACUUCACUCCAAGUAAAGACAUUGACUUGGCCCAGUCUCGAACCGUUCCAAGUGCUACAGAGGAAGACGGGGCACGCGAGUUGGCACCGUCUCCAUCGUAUCCCACUGUGAAAUCUGAGCGCCAUCCCGAUCCGGUCGCUAUUAAAGAAGAAGAAGAGAUGUUCCCAGUGUGGGAUUGCGGAGAUGACUGCGCUCCUGCAGAAACAGACCAGAAUCUCGCCGGAUCCUGGAGUCGAGAUGAAACACAGGUAGAUAACUUUCCAAAUCUAACUGCUCUCAACAUGCCAGAUCCAUCAUCACAUUUAAUGUCCUAUUCAGUGAAUUGUAACACAGAGUUAUCACAAGGCAUCAAGGCUGAGCCUAGUGAGUCAGUCACCACAGAGCUGGUUCACCUUGCUUUGGCUCCCAUGCCUGAGGGAUCCAGUUCAUUUGACCAUAAUGAAAAUGGACACUUGUUUGGUCCAGAAAGUCUUUUGAGUCAUCCAGAGCUUUGUCUAGGUGAGAAACUUUUCCUCCCUUUCCCCCAAAGCGAACACCUUCCAAUUCCCACUGAAAAGCCACACUAUGGAAAAGCGUUUGCUCAAGUGGCUCAGCUGAAGGUUCACAUGCUAACACACCAAGCGAGCAAACCCCUGAAGUGUCCCCAAUGUGCCAAAACAUUCGCUCGUGAUUUUGAGCUGAAGGACCACCAGAAGCAGCACUCCAAAGAAAGGCCUCACGUCUGCCCAGACUGCGGCAAAGGCUUCACGCGCUUCAGCAACUUCAAGCAGCAUCAGAACAUCCACACGCGCGAGAAGCUCUUCAACUGCACCCACUGCGGCAUGAGGUUCAAAAGAUCCACUCACUUGAGAAUCCACCUCAGGAGACACAGCCGAGUGGGGAAGAGUUGUCCUUGCCGUCAGUGCGGGAAGACGUUUGUGUGCCUCAAGCAGCUGAAGGGCCAUCUGCUGAAAGUGCACGGGACGGAAAUGAACUGAAUCGCACCUUCCAGUCCACAGAUCUCCACAUGCAUGACCUGAACAGUCCCUUCAGUCUGUCUGUCUGAGCUUGCCCUUGCUUCAGUUUUAUGUCUCAAAAUGAGCAAUUACAGAAAACACAGAGUAGGUACAGAAUUCUGAUGUAAUAAUAAACCAUAAACCUUUUUUUUUUUAUUAACACUUCUUUUCUGAAUAAAUAAAAAUAGUUUCACUAAACACGCUAAUGAUAAACACGUGAAAAGCCUGAUGUUAUUUGUAUUCUGAAGAAUUUCACUUUGAGUUUCACGCCUGGUUUGUCUUACUUCUUGUGAGCGGGGACUUUUUCUCCAGAAAGUACACUCUUACAAUUAGAAGAGCCAGAAGUGGUUCUUUAGCUAUUUUUGCAUCCAGGAAAAAAUCCCUCAGCACAAUUUUUUUUAAAUGUAUACAAUAGUUUAUUAAUUCAUCUUCAGUAAGCUUCGGAUCCAAACCCUGUCCUGAAAACAUGAGGCAGGAAUACACCCUGGAUGGGACACCAGUCCAUCACAGCGUGCACACACACACACACACACACACACUCAUUCUCACAAACGGUGGCAAUUUAGAGUUGUCACUCCACCCACUGGCAUGUUUUUGGCAGGUGAGAAGAAACCGAAGGAAACCCGGACGCACACGUGGAGAACGUGUGAGACUUCACACAGACAGUAACUUGAGCUCCAUCAGCCGAGGAGCCUGGCUGUGUGAGAUGGCAACCCAGUGUGUGCAAUGAUAUUUGACUCUAUUGGAAGUAUAAAGCUUUUUGUUUAUUCACUAAAAUAUUCAAAAUAUUUUUAUUUAUAGACCUUCUUUUUCGUGGGGUUAUUAAGGUGUGGAUUAAACCCACUGAAUUCAUGUGACCAGACUAAUAUCUUUAAAUCGAUAAUAAUAUAGAGCUUUUUCUAAUGGUAAGUUGUGAUUUUCUCAGCUGUAACCCAAGCGUAAAAAGUCGUGGCUCCACUGACUAUGGACUUUCCCCAGACCCCACCUUGAUACCCAUGGCUUUAAAGUAACGGACCAGAAAAGAACCUUUUUAUUUAAUUAAAGACCGUUUUGGUCCACGAGUCUUUAGAUCAGUGGUCACCAACCCUGUUGUUGAUCUACCUUUCUACAGGGUUCAUCUCCAAACAAAAUCUAACACACCUAUUUUAGCUGAUCAAGAACUUCUUACAGCAGUGAUUAGAUUGUCAGGUGGGCACGAUUACGGUUGGAGCUAAAUGAAUGUCUUCAUGAAGGUAGAUUUCCAGGAACAAUGUUGCUGAACACUGCUUUAGACAUUUGUUGCUACAGUAAACUAAAUAAUCAUUUUUCCGCCACAGAUUUCAUUUUUCAUAAUGCUAGCAUUUCAGAUGGGAUUUCUUCCCCCAUCCAUUUUCCAUGGCACCAACCGAAAUGGUUCUUCUAUGGCAUUGCUCUAAAGAGCCUUUCCCAACAUCUUUAUUUCUAAUACUGUAUCAGGUGUGAAAUUAUUCUACACAUCGAUCUCUAUUCUGUUGAAAGAUGCUUUUUAACCAAAGCAACUUUCUGAGGCAGAAAUGCUGUGAUAUAGGUUUCCACCAAGCGAACAGAAACAAAUGUGCAGGAGACGUACCGCAGAAGAACCGAGAGCAUCACAGCUAAUUACACCCACAGACACAGGACUCCUGCGUAGACAUAAAUCAGAGGCAGAUUAGAGCUCAGGGUGUUCACAAGUGCUCUCAGAAGAUAAUAAUAUAAUUAUUAUUAAUAUCAAUUGUCUGGAAGGUUGCAUGGGAAUCUGCAGAGUGAAGAUCAUGAUGAACUGUGUUGUGUUCCAGACACUUUACUGCAGAAACCCUUUGAACUGUUCAUGUAAUGUGCUUGUUUGUUUUUUUGAGGUGGGUUUUCAUAUCAAUCUGAAGAUUGAGCAUAAAGCUAAAUCCAGAGCUGCACAAUUAAUGACCACUAUUUUUGGCUUUUUCAAUAAAAUAUAAUCAACUGCUGAGCUUUGCUUAAAAAAACACACAAAAAAAAAACGAUCUCAUUGAUUAACAUUAGUUAAGUCAUAAUAUCAGGUUGUUUAUUUAUUUAUUGUAUAAAGAUAAUGUGUUUUCACUUCCUGUUUGCUUGCAUGCUGUGCUGGCAUAUUUAUGUAUUCAUUCAUUUUGAGGCUGACUGUGUUUCUGCUUGGCGUUUAUUUUUAAAAGAACAGUCUUCUUUUGAAUUUAGGGAUGUGACGGAAGAUAAGAUUGUACAGUGUACAGUAUGACCAUUUUUGUCGUUGUUGUUGAUUUAAAUGAGAAACGAAUCAAUUGUAAUAAAGCUAUUUUGCUCCUAAAUUGGCUGAAUAACUGUGAUAAAUAAGCAGGAUUUCAACCUGGAGUACAAGAACUGAUUACGUUUGUAAUGUAGUCGUUAUCUUGCGGCCCCUAGCGAACUCCAUUAAGCACCGAUGGUGUGUUUUGUGGAGCUAUACCACAAGUAAACCGAUGAAAAGGAACUUGGACGAACAGCAAACUGCUGAUGUCUGUCUGCAGCCGUUAGGUUGGUAAUGCUGCGGAAUUAAAAGGCAUCUCGGCUCAUUUUAGUUUAAGACUAAGUGUAAUUGAAACGAGGCUAACAUUCUUCUACCAAAAAAACAAAUCUGCUGUAGAAUCUAUACAAACGGGGUUAAGUCAAGAUUACGUAUCCUAAAAUAUUUGAAUACAGGCAAAUGAAUAUACUUGUACUUUUACUGGAUAUUUGACCAUGCUUUUUAUUUCUUUCUUUUUACAGUGAUACUCUUUCCACAUCUAUUUGUGAAAAGAUGUUUUUGUUUUAUGCAUAUUUAAUGUCGUGCGAUGUUUUUAAGCUCACCGGAGAUACUCCUUUCGACAAACAAAGAAAGCAGAGUGAAAGAUCGUUGUAAUAGUCUGUGCUUUGCACCUCAGCAACAGCAGGAGACACUAAUGCUCUUCAGACUUUCUAAACUCCAUUCAUUCGAUUCCUGCGGUCUGUCGUUUAUCUGUGAGCUUUGCCUCCUCUCCUGUGUUCACCGUCUCACCAAGUGGCUGACCUUCAUGUGAAUAGAAAUGAAAUAAAAAUAAAAGUUUUUUCAUCCUAUUGUUUGCCUCAGCUUCCUGCCUGGUCCAUCGUGUUCAAGGCAUGAAAGCACGUUUUCUGAACGAUAAUUACAAUUUUUCAGAUUCAGUCACAACUCAUGAGCAGGCUUUGAAGCAUCAUUUAAGUAGCACAACUUUUUGAAGUUGAUGAAAAGUGCCUGGAUGUGCUUCCAGAAUGUUCCAGAAUCGAAUACUGACUCAGUUUUGUGCAUGUAUGUAUGUGUGUGUGUGUGUGUGUGUGUGUGUGUGUGUGUUGUAGAUGACCCAAAUGCAUCCUGAAACUUCUCCGACAGACUUGGUCAAAAUGUGCACCAUAAACAGACAGAGAACAUUCAGUGUAAGUUCUCGUUUCCAUUACAUUGCAAUUAUUUUUGGUGUUUAUAUAAAUAAUAAUCAAAUUAUUUUUCUCUCUCCUGUAAGCAGGUGGUGGCCAGAGAGAUCCUGACCCAGUUCCAGGUUUGGCAGCGGGCCUGCUACAGUAGAAACAUUGAAUGGGGCCCAAUUACAGCAAAGGUU